AUGGCCGAUUACGAUCGUCGAUAUCGCGGUGAUGGUGGUCGUGGAGGCUACAACCCAAGGAAGCGCAGGUACAAUGAUGACGACGACUAUGGCCGAAAUCGCGGUGGUGGCCGUAGACGCCACGACGGCAGCUCCCACGCACCUCCCUACAUCCGGAUACGAAAGCAGCUUUUGGGCCUUGCCGAGUCGGCGGCGCGUAAGUGGCAUGAGGAUGUCGUCUCUGUUUCGCGGCUGGUCGUAGAUAAUUAUGACGAUGAAUUCGUGCGCAACGGAUUUCUGGACCUGGUGUGUCAGCUCGUGGUCGAGCAGCCACUCAAAACCCCCUUCGUCGCCGCCGUGGUCCUGGUCACAAACACGCUCAAGUCUGAGCUUGUUGCGGAGUUGCUGGUGAGGGCGGGCAAGGCCUUGGAAACGGCCAUCACAGCGGGCGAGUGGCGCGAGGUCAAGGCGCUGCUGAAGCUGCUGGCAUGCCUCCAGACAUGCCUUGAGGGUGAAGGCAUCUUCCCUGUACUGGACGAGCUUUUCAACCGUGCAGUUGACCUGCAGACUGCGAGCUCCGAUGAUACCAUUGGUAUCGAAUUGGUCAAGAUCAUCCUCCUGACAAUCCCAUACAUCAUGGCUGCGGCACCUGGACAGUGGACAGACAAGGCCGCCGAGUUGAUGGACAAGACAGACGUCAUCGCCUCCGAAGACCACCCAAUGCAAAAGCUGGUUGACCCAUACUGCCCUGAGGCGGGUGAGAAGGAUGUGGAGGCAUCGCCGAGUCUGCUUAGCUUACUCCAGAAACAACUGCAGGCCGAAGCGGGCAGUGGCUGGGGCCUUGAGUGUCUGCCGCGGCCGUGGAAGAUGCCCCUAGAGGAAGUCGAGCAGCAGUCCAAGUUGGACGACUGCCCCAAGCACCCUCUGCCCGCCAUAUCUGUCCCCGAGACUAUAGUCGCGGGCAACCGACCGCUAUUCCCUGAGGUUUCUAUCUCCAUCUACGCUGCACAGGAUGUCGCCUCAGUACCCCCAGACACGACCAUCGCAGCCUCGCUCAUACGCGACGCCAUUCUCGAUACGAUCAACACGCUGCACUACAACCGCAACGUAGUGGCGCGGUUUUUGAUUGAUAUCGACUGUUAUUUCUCAAACGGCACUUUCGUCAAACGCGCUACGCCUUUUGAUCGAUUGCGAGACGUAGAGGCAGGCAAGUCGACUUGGAAGCCUGAAGACGUAGUUGUGGACGCCGUAUUCUCUCAGAUCCUGCAACUACCCAGGCCGGAACACAAGCUGGUCUUCUACCAUUCUGUCCUAACGGAGACAUGCAAGAUCGCUCCAGCUGCCAUCGCACCGAGUCUUGGUAGGGCAAUUAGGCACAUCUACCGUAACAUUCCGCGCCACGACCUGGAGCUGAACCACCGCUUCAUCGACUGGUUUUCACACCAUCUGAGCAAUUUCGGAUUCACCUGGAAGUGGGUCGAAUGGGUUGACGAUGUAGAGUUGCCCGCUCUACACCCUCUCAAGGCUUUCAUUGUCGGUGCUCUGGACAAGGAAAUUCGAUUGAGCUUUGCGCAACGUAUAAAGAAUACUGUACCUGACGAGUACAAGUCGUUGAUUGGUCCCGAGAAAGAGAUAGACGUUCCGGAAUUCAAGUACAAGAACGAUGAUGUUCCUUUCGCUGCUCAGGGACGUGAGAUAGCAAAUCUCCUCAAGAAAAAGGAGCCGGAUGAGGCCAUCCAGCCCUUCAUCGAGGAGAUCCAAAACGGCGCUGUCGACCAAGGCCUCGAUCCUUUGGUUACCAGCACCGAUGUUUUCAUGACAGCAGUUCUUGCCGUGGGUAGCAAGUCCUUAUCGCAUGUGCUUGCAUGUAUCGAGCGAGUCAAGGACCGGCUUCUUGAUGCCGGAGCCGCAUCGGUUGCGGCGCGGAUACAGGUGAUUGAGGCCGUCAUGGCAUACUGGUCUGCCCACCAAGGUGUGGCCCUUUCCAUCGUCGAGAAGCUGCUCAACUACGCCAUCCUGACACCGGCCGUCGUUGUCGAGUGGGCCGUCGGCGCAGGGCGGGGCGCAGUUACUGCCAUAGAGGACGACGAGUCAAGGUUGGCGCAGGAUCACAUCUAUGAGCUCGUUCUCAACACUGUCCGCAAGGUUACUGGCCGAGUGAGGCAAGUUGCCAUGACCAAGGCGCAAAAUCCGGAUGGUGAUGUUGCCAUGAAUGAGGACCAGGACGGCCCCGAGGUCAAAGAGAUGCGCGAGCUGUUUCAGCUUAUAGAGAACGCACUCGCAGCAAGGGCAUCGUCGCUUGCAAGCAACAAGCUACUUGCCCGCCUCUGGGUAGAUCGCUGGCAGCGGGCAUUCAAGAGAUGCGCGGCCAUCGAGGAGAACUUUCUGAUCGAGGUGGAGAAGAAUCGGAAGAAGCAGGCGGCCAUUGCUGCCGCUGCACCUGCCUCUGAUAACAAGCCCGAGGCCAAGGAAGGCGAUAUUGCGUAA
Molecule: messenger RNA, 2466 nt
Organism: Pyricularia pennisetigena
Lineage: Eukaryota; Fungi; Ascomycota; Sordariomycetes; Magnaporthales; Pyriculariaceae
Exons: 4
Coding region: 1-2466 (821 amino acids)
Biological process (GO): nuclear-transcribed mRNA catabolic process, nonsense-mediated decay; mRNA export from nucleus
Cellular component (GO): nuclear cap binding complex; nucleus
Molecular function (GO): mRNA binding; RNA cap binding
Source: RefSeq, a predicted model, not a curated record